Schistocerca gregaria is the source of this 1437-nucleotide messenger RNA. RefSeq lists its product as uncharacterized. NCBI's taxonomy places the organism in Eukaryota, Metazoa, Arthropoda, Insecta, Orthoptera, Acrididae. Gene Ontology annotation, cellular component: outer membrane. The record is from RefSeq and is a predicted model, not a curated record. The transcript has 2 exons. The coding region runs from base 76 to 1437 and encodes 453 amino acids.
AGUCGGAUCCCCGCAUCAUUCCUGCGCAUCAUCUUCGAUAUUCCGACGUCGGUCAAAUAACAGCUCGAAUCGCUGAUGAAAGGAGAUAAACUUGAUGCCCCGUUUAUAGUCGAACGAGUCGAAAUCGAGUACGCCGACGAAAGCGCGCGUCGAAAAGGGCUGAAGGGAUGGAUAGAUGCAAUCAAGCGAGGCAUUGCCACGAAGUCCUGGAUCAACGAUAAAAUCAUAGUAGAUCCAUUGCUCGGCAGCUACCAAGACAUCGACGCGUUUUAUAACAAGCUGAAAUUAGUCUUGAAUGACCUGAGGGCGCUGGGCUGUCAAACGAAUGACUUCAAGUUCGAAUUAGAUGUGAGCAAGAAAUCUUUAUUGGAGUCCUUAACCACCGCGCCUUCGAGAUGCGUUCUCAAAUCGAUAAUUCGGAAAAAAAACCAACUGGAGAUGAAGGUCAAUGUCUCAAAUGAGGGACAUAAGGCCGCUGUUCAGGCCAGCAUCAAUCUGAAGAAUUACUUCGGCGGCUAUGAAACCAUUUCAGGAAGCUAUAUGACCACAUCUGGCAAGAGCAGGUACAACUUCGACUUCCAAAAAAUGCUGCUCAAUUACCCCGUAGGAGAGAGAAGUAUUCAUUUUCGAGUGACCAACUUGGUGCACGACUACUCUAAAGUUUCCUCUUUCAUCGAGCACCAAAUUCUGAUCUCCCCUUCCUAUCAAAUGGGCAGACACCAAUUCGGAUACGAGGCAGCAUUUAAGAAUACCGACAUCAUGCCAGAAUCAGAUGAAUGUAUCACCUUUGAAGGGGGCAGUCACUUGAAAAGUUCGAUUUACUACAAUUGGAUCAAGGACACCCGAGAUAGUCGCCUUAUCCCGACUAAAGGAUCUCGCAUCGUUCUCUCAACCGAACUCGCUGGUCUUAUUGGAGACGUCUACCAUGUAAAAGGAGAAGUUAAUUCGAAUAUAAAUUACAAACUCUCAUCCACAUGCGCUUUUCAUCUAAUAGCUCGAGCUGGUACCUUGAAGAGUUUGUUUGGUACUACCUCUAAAAUCAGCGAUCGAUUUUCAUUUUCGGAGACAAACCCCUUCUACGGGUUUCGGUAUUAUGGUGUGGGUCCACGCCUCGGAAGAGGCCACUACAGAGGUGAUCACUACUGGACGCUAGCAAUGCAUUUCACCUACCGCAUGUUCGAACACGCUGCCUCCAGUAUCUUCGCCCGGAGCUUCUGUCAAAUCGGGUCUUGCUUUGGGACCACUCAAGACCAAGGGAUGUGCAAUUGGCUGUCUAGAAGCGGCGGCUGCGACUUGAUUAGAGCGUCGGUCGGUCUCGGCGUCUCUGCAAAGUUCGCAUUUGCCCAACUUGACCUGCUCUACUCUAUCCCAUUGCUGUUUUCCAGCAGAGACCAACCUAAAAGGUGGUACUUCGGAAUUUGCGCCGACUUUCUGUAA